AUGAGUGCUUCAACAACAAAUAAUUAUCCAAUGGAUUAUUGGAAUAACGCAAAUUCAUCAAAUUUUAAUAAUUAUUAUCGACCAUUCUACAAUAAUUACAUGCCGGAUUCAACGUCGAAUCAAAUCAAUUCACAUUAUCAGAAUCAAUAUUACAAUCAAUACAACUAUGAUUAUCCACCACAAGCUCAUCAAACCUACCAUCAACAAUCGGCAAUUAAAGAGGAAAAACGAGAGGAAUAUCAACAACCAGCGAAUUCUGUACCGACAAAUUAUAAUCGUUAUCCAAAUUACCAAACGAAUUCAUAUUAUCAUCAACAAAAAUCACCUUAUCCACAACAAAGAUCACCUCAACAAUUAUAUUAUCAAUCCUCGUUAUCACCGAAAUCGAUUGGAGAUUAUAGUGAGUGUAGUCCAAAAAUCGAAACUCCCCCAAAAUCGCCAUCAGUUAAAUCAGACGAUUCGCCAGCUUUACGCGCACUAUUGAUGCGUGGUAAAACGACAUCCCCAAAAUGUGAACAAAAUGAAAAGGCAAAUGAGAAACAAAUUACAACAACUGCAAGUGAUUUUUCUGCUGUGUCAUUACCAACAAUUGAUCAUUAUUUAGAACCAACAAAAGAUUCAACAAAUGAACAUCAACAACAACCAUGCGCAAUGAUUACAAACGAUAUAGAUUCGAUUGAUAAUAAUGGAAGCUAUUUCCCGUGGAUGAAAAAUUUGGAAAAAUCAACAGCAUCGUCGAAACGUACUCGACAAACAUACACUCGACACCAAACUUUGGAAUUAGAAAAGGAAUUUCAUUUCAAUCGUUAUUUAACCAGACGACGUCGUAUUGAAAUCGCACAUACAUUAUCGUUAACGGAACGACAAAUUAAAAUAUGGUUUCAAAAUCGGCGCAUGAAAGCGAAAAAAGACACCCGUUACACGCAACAAUCUAUUUUGGAUGAUUUACAAACAUUUGAAGAUAUUAAUAUGAAUCAAACGACAACGAAUUAUGAAUCGUCAAAUUUUUUAGCUGCAUAUCAAACACCAAAAUCAUUUAUUGAUAGUACAAAAUUAAAAAAUAUACAAUCCGAAACUAAUUUAACAAUGGAAUCAUUAAUAACAUUACCUGGACCGACUCAUUGUUCUACAUAA
Chrysoperla carnea is the source of this 1134-nucleotide messenger RNA. Its product is annotated as homeobox protein Hox-D4a-like. The record is from RefSeq and is a predicted model, not a curated record. The transcript has 2 exons. NCBI's taxonomy places the organism in Eukaryota, Metazoa, Arthropoda, Insecta, Neuroptera, Chrysopidae. Bases 1 to 1134 code for a protein of 377 amino acids. Gene Ontology annotation, molecular function: RNA polymerase II cis-regulatory region sequence-specific DNA binding; DNA-binding transcription factor activity, RNA polymerase II-specific. Gene Ontology annotation, cellular component: nucleus. Gene Ontology annotation, biological process: anterior/posterior pattern specification; negative regulation of transcription by RNA polymerase II.